Molecule: messenger RNA, 369 nt
Organism: Linum tenue
Lineage: Eukaryota; Viridiplantae; Streptophyta; Magnoliopsida; Malpighiales; Linaceae
Source: the annotation of a GenBank genome assembly
CCACAGAACCCACAAAGGGACCAAAUCCACGGCGCCUUGAACAGUGACGGAAUCCCCGCCGCCGUUCUGGUCAACCACGAUCACUCUGCUUCCCCUGUAAUAUUCCUCGCCGUAACUCGGCCUCGCCUCCCCCUGCUGCUGCUGCUGCUCAGUACCGUUGUCAAAAUCAAAGCUAUGACUAUAAGCAUCCAGCCUCGCGUCAUCCCAACUUAUGAACUUCCUAUCAAACGUCUGCAUCUCCUCCCCUGCCGCAGCACUACAUGGCCCAACAAGCAUCAGUACCACCGCCGCAACAACAACAAAAACAGAGCACUUCCCCAACUUCGCCAUUAUCAGACAAUGUGGCAAUUAAUUAAUCCUACUUAUGAU